Molecule: messenger RNA, 1653 nt
Organism: Fusarium coffeatum
Lineage: Eukaryota; Fungi; Ascomycota; Sordariomycetes; Hypocreales; Nectriaceae
Exons: 7
Coding region: 1-1653 (550 amino acids)
Source: RefSeq, a predicted model, not a curated record
AUGGAUUGGGCUGAUGAUAAUGCGAUAUGCUGUCAAAAUGAAGCCAGCAAAGUUUUCAGAUACCAGGAGAGACCUACCAGCGUGAUACGGGUAGUUCCAGGACUAGUAAAACCGCUGGUGUGGACAAUGAAUAGUGAAGAGGACUGGGAUAAUUGGUUUCGAACCGAGCACCCAAAGCUCAACGGAAAGCAUUCUGGAUUCGUUAUUAUUCUGGCAAGAAGAGAUGGCGAGCCUAAGCUUGAUCCAGUGAAAAGAAAGGAAUCGAAUGAUUGGAUUAAAGAUAUCAAACAAGUCACUCCGAAUGAUAGCCACCCAGAUUCACUCCGUGGGACCGGAGGUCAAAGAACCCUGCGAAACUUGCCAUUCUCGGAGAAAGUGUUCAAGAGGAUUGCACAUGAAUUUCAUAUACAUAACUCGAUUAUCCGGGUUGUCAGUCGUGCAGAUGUUUCUGACUUCUCCGCCAUGAACUUGGAAAUGGGACAACAUAACGGCCAGAGUCUACCUGCACACGUAUACAAUAUCCGCACUUCGAAUGCUUGGGAUAGAGACCUGGCAGCAACAACGACAUAUUUCCCCAGUUGCAACCUGAGCUUCUCAAUCAUGUUCGGCUGCACACUAUCAGUCGAGGCAGAGAUAUUGACGCGGUUAGGAAGAACGACCUAUGAGACAUACCACCCAUUAUUAGUACCCAGCCUGAUUGUCGAACUUGAAAGGAAACGACAUCUCCCUAUUGUCGAAGAUACCAUUGACCAAGUUGAAACACGAAUCCUGGAGCUGGACCAAGACCCCGAGUCAUUGGAACGUAUAAAAGAAAGGGAAAAGGUAGCCCUUAAGGAAGCAAAAAGAUCGGCCUGGCUGGAUAUGCUAUAUCUUCGCAACCAGCUCCUCAGUUGGCGUAGUUGCCUGGAAGCAUUGGAUAAGCAGACGAGAUAUCUCAACCGCAGAAUCACUCAAAGGCCAUUUCCCCGAUUUUCAUUUCGUUACGAAGGGACGGACGGCUUUAGCGUUGUGGACGAUAACUCCUCGGAAUACAGUUCAGACUUCGAUGACUCGUUGGAGAUAAGACCAGUAGACUGUGUUCCGGAACUUGCAGCUGAGGAACUGGAUUCAACGCAGCUUGUUGUUGCAGACUUUGAGCCAUCCUACCAAGAGAGCCGCGGGGCUUUUACAGAUUCUGAAUCUCAUAUAAGACGAACUGGAACAAAGAUCCGAGGACGACUGCAAGAGAUUAAGAAAGACUACAACGAGAAGAUCCAAGAGUGUACAUCUGGUAUUGAAGGAAUGGUCAUGUCAACGCAAUGGGCUCAAGGAGAAACAAACGUGGAAAUAGCUUUAGCAACAAGCCAGGAUUCUCGCCACAUGAGAUCAAUAGCACUUGUCACUAUGGUAUUUCUACCGGGGACAUUCUUUGCAAGUGUAUUUUCAAUGGGAUUCUUCGACUUCAAAGACUCUAGAGGAUCUGUUAUUGUAUCCCAGCUAUUCUGGCUCUACGUGGUUCUAGCCGCAGGCUUCACAGGCCUCACAGUCGGAGCGUGGUAUUACCUCGGAGUCUAUCGAUACAAGAAGCACAGAAGCUUGGCAUCGGGACUAAAACGAAGUUAUUGUUCUAAUCUGAGAGUAUUUGAUCUUCUGAGACCCCGAAAGACAGAAUGA